CACGAGUAUCGGACAUCGCGUCGGCAGUUAAAAAAUGUCGGCAGAUACCAGGCGGUUCGAAAAGGAGGAUCAUGCCGCUGUCUACGUCCUAGGUCGGCCGGAUUGGCCCAAAGAUAUCAUCGAGAAAAGCAUAGCCUUUCUCCGUGAAAAGAAAUCCAAGCCUUUCUUGCUUGCGGUGGAUGUCGGAUGUGGAUCAGGCCAGAACACGCGGCCUUUGGCUCCGCACUUUGAAAUGGUCAUCGGUGUGGAUGUGAGUGAGGCGCAGAUAAAAGCCGCGCAAUCCGUGGAAAAUCCAUCAAAUGUGGAAUUUAGAAUUGGCAGCGGAGAGAGUAUUCCUGUCCCCGAUGGCUCGGCUGACAUGAUCACGGUUGCGGAGGCAGUGCACUGGUUUGAUAUCGAUGCGUUCUUUCGCGAGGUGGAUCGAGUCCUGAAGCCUUGUGGCUGCGUGGCGAUCUACUCCUGCAAUAUGUAUCCCCGGGUGGAAGGUGACGAUAACAAGAAUCAACUCCUGAAAGAUGUUGUUUUGAAGUUUGAUAGCUUUUUAGCACCGUACGGCAGCGACCGUAUUCGACACGUCCGAAACAUGUUAGCAGAUAUCCACAUCCCAUAUGAAGAAACAAUCAGGGAUGACACUCUUCAAAUUAAGCACGACACAACACUGGCGUCAUUCAUGAACUUCGUCCGAUCUUGGUCCAGUUAUCAAGGUUAUCGUGUGAAGAACCCUACCGGCCCUGACCCAGUCUUAGCCAUGCAGGAUCGGUUUAUAGAGAUUUUAGGUUUAGCCGAUUGUCCACUCGAAAAUGCGCAGAUUUCCACCAGCUGUCCAGUUGUCUUGCUGCUCGGAAGAAAACCAGAAAACCAGCCUGGUAAUUAAACGUCGGAUCCGCCAGGCAAACUUGGCAAUAGGAGCCCUGGAGUUUCAGGGAGGCAUUGAGUCCAUGUAGGCUCAAGUUGGAAAGCCUGCUCCAUUCAAGCAAACACUUGUUUCAGGCUGGCAUAUUCCAGAUUUAAAGGGAAAAUACAACAUUUGCAAACAUUGAAAAAUAAAACUACCAAGUUUUUACGAAAUUCCUUACUAGGAUGUUGGUAAAUGACAGUCUAAAGCAUCCUGU
This is a messenger RNA of Patiria miniata (bat star), 1112 nucleotides long. RefSeq names its product putative methyltransferase DDB_G0268948. The coding region runs from base 35 to 874 and encodes 279 amino acids. Lineage: Eukaryota; Metazoa; Echinodermata; Asteroidea; Valvatida; Asterinidae. The record is from RefSeq and is a predicted model, not a curated record. The transcript is spliced from 6 exons. Gene Ontology annotation, molecular function: S-adenosylmethionine-dependent methyltransferase activity.